This is a messenger RNA of Elephantulus edwardii (Cape elephant shrew), 441 nucleotides long. Its product is annotated as transcription elongation factor B polypeptide 2-like. The transcript is spliced from 2 exons. Lineage: Eukaryota; Metazoa; Chordata; Mammalia; Macroscelidea; Macroscelididae. Gene Ontology annotation, molecular function: protein binding. Bases 1 to 441 code for a protein of 146 amino acids. Gene Ontology annotation, biological process: transcription elongation by RNA polymerase II. The record is from RefSeq and is a predicted model, not a curated record. Gene Ontology annotation, cellular component: elongin complex; VCB complex.
AUGGACGUGUUUCUGAUGGUUGGGCGCCACAAGACCACCAUGUUCAUCGACGCCAAGGAGUCGAGCACCGUCCUGGAGCUGAAGCUUAUGAUCGAGGGCAUCCUUCAGCAUCCGCCUGAGGAACAGCGCCUCUACAAGGACGACCAGCUCCUGGACGACGACAACAUGACGCUCCUCGAGUGCGGCUUCACCAGCAAGACGGCGAGUCUCUGGGACCGGGCCACGCUGGGGCUGGCCUUGUGGGGGGACGGCGCCUUUGAGGACCUCCACUUCGAACCCUACUCCAACCUGGAGGAGGAGGAGGAGGCGGAGCAGGCAGGGGUGGCAGAGGAGCCGGAGGAGGAGGAGGAGGAGGAGGAAGAGGAAGAGGAGUGGGAGGAGGAAUAUGGGGCAAACGGGCUGGGCUACAGCUGUGAUCAUUAUAGACCUGAACUCCCGUAG